This is a messenger RNA of Nematostella vectensis (starlet sea anemone), 890 nucleotides long. RefSeq lists its product as uncharacterized. NCBI's taxonomy places the organism in Eukaryota, Metazoa, Cnidaria, Anthozoa, Actiniaria, Edwardsiidae. The transcript has 3 exons. The coding region runs from base 138 to 623 and encodes 161 amino acids. The record is from RefSeq and is a predicted model, not a curated record.
UCUGUGGAAUUAACGCUGUUCUGCCCUUCAGUUUCCUAACUAACCUGGUCCUGUUCACUGUUAGCAACUCAAAGCUUGCUGUGAAUCUAGUGAGCAAAGUGCUACCUGGUGGCUCCUACACAACACUCAAAUAAUGGAUGGACCACCUCAGUUCUACACCACGUCUUUUCCCAUCAGGCGACUGCGAGGUGGCCAUUGAUAAUGACCAAGUUGUAAAGAAAAACUGGAAAGUGCGGGUGGGCCAAAAGAACCGUGUGAGCAUAAUCACCAGUGUAUGCCAGGCUGUCGUAGAUGGAAGUGAUGACCUACAAAAGCGCCCAGAUCUCUCUCCCAGGAAUUGGAGAAGAACCUUUGUCGAUGAAGAUUUUGGAGCUUUGGAGGAGGCCAUAAAUUUUGACCCAUACAAGAAUGAGUCACUUAGGAAAGAGAAUAAACAGCUUCUGCAGAAGUGCCUUGAACAAGUUUUCAAAGAGCAGAAUGCCAGAGGUGAUGGUGGUUGUACAGAUGACAUUGAUGAGAAAGUAAAGGAAAUCGAGAAGAAGAAAACAACCAGAAUUUGUCCAAACUGCCACACAGAAAUGCCCCCAAAAAGAGAAAGUGUGUCAAUCCCGAUUGCAGAGUAGACCUUAAGUCAGCAGGGGCACAGCUCACAGGUGAUAAUGUAUUGGGGACUGCUUUGCUGACUCCAGUUAGGGAGUAUAACACAAGGCGAAAGAUCACAGAGGUUGUUUUUGAAGAGGAAUGUGACACAGCAACUCAGAAAGUUGUGACUCACUUCCAGCAGUUCGAACCACCACCAUACGCAGACCUUUCUGAAGACCAUGGUAGAGGGAACAUGGUGCGAGCUGUUGGUACCAUACGUACGCGAGAAGAUUGAAAAGGGAGCGGAA